GCGGAUGCAGUCGUGAUGCCAUCCCGCACGGAGGGCUUUGGGCUGGUGGCCCUGGAGGCCAUAUCAGCUGGUGUGCCUCUGCUGGUCUCCAGUGAAUGUGGGAUUACCGAAGCCCUCCAAACUGUGGAUGGUGGAAUGGCUGUCAUCAUCCCCUCAGCUUUACCAGAGGAAUGGGCAAGCAGAAUCCAAGAGCUAUCAAAACAAACAUCAGAUGAUCGAGAGACGUGCCUCUGCUGUACAUCUGCGAGAGAAUUAUCGGAAGAAGUACAACUGGAAGGAAGAAAGUGGAAAGUUUGAGAAGAUGAUUCUCCAAUUGGCUCUCAAUCCCAUUCCUAAGGAGACAGAAAUCACAGAGAAAGCUGUAUGCUGUUUAAAUGAAACAAUGGAAACCCACAAGGAGACUUUGACAGUUUUGACAGCAACAGAUGAUGUUCCACACAGCAGCUUAGAAGUUGGAAAAACAGAAAGAAAUGACCAGAGAGAGUCUGCACCAGGCUUUUCUGUCGACUCCAAAGACGCAACAGGCAGAACGUCCCUAAGGAAUGCUUCUCUAAAUGGCAGCGUCCAAGCGAUGAAGGGUCUAAUUAAGAGAGGAGCAGAUCCGUCCCUGGUGGACAACAGAGGAUGGAAUGCGUUACAUUUUGCCGCAACUGGUGGAGACACUGAUGUCAUUGAUCUUAUCCUUACUCACUUGCCGGACAUUGAGUCCGAAACAGCCCCAGGUUACACGCCACUAAUGGUGGCGGCUUUGAAUGGCAAAUUACACGCAGUGAAAUGGUUUGUUGGGAAGGGGGCAAAUGUAACCUGUGUUGAUAACAAUAGAUGGAAUAUGUUACAUUUUGCCGCACAUGGUGGAGACACUGAUUUCAUUAAUCCUAUCCUUACUCACUUGCCGGACAUUGAGUCCAAAACAGCCCAGGGUUACACGCCACUAAUGGUGGCGGCUUUGAAUGGCAAAUUACAUGCAGUGAAAUGGUUUGUUGAGAAGGGGGCAAAUGUAACCUGUGUCGAUAACAAAUAG
Molecule: messenger RNA, 1021 nt
Organism: Stylophora pistillata
Lineage: Eukaryota; Metazoa; Cnidaria; Anthozoa; Scleractinia; Pocilloporidae
Molecular function (GO): protein binding
Source: RefSeq, a predicted model, not a curated record